Molecule: messenger RNA, 5442 nt
Organism: Thunnus maccoyii (southern bluefin tuna)
Lineage: Eukaryota; Metazoa; Chordata; Actinopteri; Scombriformes; Scombridae
Gene: loxl4
Product: lysyl oxidase-like 4
Exons: 14
Coding region: 190-2619 (809 amino acids)
Biological process (GO): peptidyl-lysine oxidation
Cellular component (GO): membrane
Molecular function (GO): protein-lysine 6-oxidase activity; copper ion binding
Source: RefSeq, a predicted model, not a curated record
AAUGAGCCUGUAGUUUAACUGAAUUUUUAACUGAAUACCUAAUUGACAAGCCAGUUAAAGACUUCACUUGUCAAUUGAACACGAAAUGAAUUAAAACAAUUAGAACACGGGUUGAUUUAAUAAAAGUGGUACAAAUUAAAUCAAACAGUUUUUCAACCUUUCCCUUCAGACCCCCUCCUCUCUGUCACGAUGACCCGCACUUUCUGCUUGAGCUGCUGCCUCCUGCUGCUGCUGCUGUCUCUCUCCUGUCCCGCUCGUGCUGAACCUCGGCGGACGACGUCUUCUCAGCGCAGGGCGGCUCGCGCACCGGCCGCCAAGGUGCGUCUGGCGGGCAACUUUGCGCGAGAGCCGAACGAGGGGCGCGUGGAGGUCCUGCACAACAACACCUGGGGGACUGUCUGUGAUGAUGAAGUGGACAUCAAACUCGCCAACGUGGUGUGUCGAGAGCUGGGUUUCCAGAGUGGUAUAACGUGGGCGCACAGCGCCAAGUAUGGAGAAGGAACGGGCCCAAUAUGGAUGGACAAUGUACGCUGUGACGGCUCUGAGAACUCCUUGAAAGACUGCAAGCACAAUGGCUGGGGUGUGAAUGACUGUAAACACUCUGAAGACCUGGGAGUGGUGUGCACCCCUCAGCAAAGGCUGGAUCAGACACACAGCAGAGGCCAAACCAACGCCAUCAGGCCCAAUGUUAGCCCUGCACAACAGUGGCAAGGCCUCAUGGCUACCCGCAGGCAUCCAGGAUACGGAAAUUACGGAAAUGGACAUCCAUAUGAGGUGCCCAGGUUACAGCGACAUCACCAUUUCCAGGGUCACAGUAAGGUGCAAAUCGAGGAGGUACGUCUUCGGCCCAUCCUCAUGGCUACCAAGAAGAAGAGCCUGGUCACAGAGGGUAUGGUGCAAGUGAAGCAUGCUGGGAGAUGGAGGCAGGUCUGUGACUUGGGUUGGAGUCUCAACAGCAGCAGAGUUGUGUGCGGGAUGCUUGGCUUUCCAGAGGCUGUCCAGCACAAUGUCAAAACGUACAAGAAAAUAUGGGAUGCCAAAGUUGCAGAUCCUUCAACAAGACUGAGCAUUAUGGCAAAGAAGAAGGGAUUCUGGGUAGAGAAAGUACACUGUCUGGGCAGUGAGAACAGCCUGUCAGAGUGCCAUGCUCAGCUGUCAAUCCCCCGUAGCCCCACCCCCUGUAAGAAUGGGAGGCAUGCAGUGGUCAAGUGUGUGCCGGGACCUCAGUUCGCUCGCAUCUCCUCAGGAAGACCCCAGGCCCCUUAUCCAGUUGUGCCUGUUCGUCUGAAGGCCGGCCCCAGGCUGGGUGAAGGUCGUGUGGAGGUGCUCCGAGAUGGAAAGUGGGGGACCAUUGUGGACCACAUGUGGGAAAGAACUGCAGCCAGUGUGGUGUGCAGAGAACUGGGCUUCGGUACUGCCAAGGAUGCCCUGCAUGGAGCCUUUAUGGGUCAAGGUACAGGACCUAUCCAUAUGAACAGUGUCCAGUGUAUGGGGACAGAGCGCUCCAUCCUAGACUGCUAUUUCCAGGAAGUCCAACCGUGGACAUUCAAACACAGCCAGGAUGCCUCAGUACGCUGUAACGUCCCUAAGACUGGCAUAGAGAACACGGUGCGGCUGACUGGUGGUAGAGUUCCAUCGGAAGGCCGUGUUGAGGUGUUGAUGGAGGUUGGGGGCCGUAAGCGUUGGGGCUCUGUCUGCAGUGAGAACUGGAGCAUCGAUGAAGCCAUGGUGGUGUGCAGACAGCUGGGUCUGGGCUUCGCUGCCAGUGCACAUCAGGAGACCUGGUACUGGUCUGGUGACCCAAAUGCAGCUGAUGUGAUUCUCAGUGGAACUCACUGUGUCGGCACAGAGCUUUCGAUUCAACAGUGUCGCCGCAACAACCAUGUCCACUGCCCUCGGGGAGGUGGAACUAAAGCUGCUGGGGUCAGCUGCUCAGAAACGGCACCUGACCUUGUUCUGGAUGCCCAGCUGGUCCAGGAGACAGCCUACCUGGAAGACAGACCCCUCCACCUGCUGACCUGUGCACAUGAAGAGAACUGUCUGUCUUCCUCCGCUGCCAGGAUGAACUGGCCCUAUGGCCAUCGACGCCUGCUGCGCUUCUCUUCACGCAUCAUGAACCUGGGCAGAUCCGAUUUCAGACCCAAAGCAUCAAAGGAGAGCUGGACAUGGCACCAGUGUCACAGGCACUACCACAGCAUCGAGGUGUUCACGCAUUACGACCUGCUGACUCUGAAUGGCACGAGGGUUGCAGAGGGACACAAGGCCAGUUUCUGUCUGGAGGACACUUACUGCCCUGAAGGACUCCAGAAGCGGUUCUCCUGCUACAACAUGGGUGACCAGGGUAUCUCUGUGGGCUGCUGGGAUACUUAUCGCCACGACAUCGACUGUCAGUGGGUUGACGUGACAGAUGUACGGCCAGGAGACUACAUCUUCCAGGUGGAAGUCAACCCCUCAAUGGACAUGGCUGAGUCUGACUUUAUGAACAACGUCAUGAGAUGUCGGUGCAAGUACGAUGGCCACAGAGCUUACAUGUAUGGAUGUCAUGCAGGAGAUGCAUACAGUGCAGAGAUUGAAGACCUGUUUGAGCACCAGAGGCAAAUCACCAACAACUUUGUGUAGCCCGUCCCUGGGCCCAGUACGAAGGCCUUCCAGUGGGGCCCAGACACUUCUCAGGGUGGACUGAGGUUGACGGCCCCAGGCUCUUGGGACCUUAAGACCCACAAUAUCAGAGGACACGCAAAAUGGCGCCUGUCCAUCUCCUUGGCAGAUGUGGAUAAAAUAUUCAUGAGCACAUCAUAUCACAUCACAUCACAUCACAGACGCGACCAUCGCACAGACUCCAUUCUCAACUCAAACAGCCAAUGACAACAAGAGUGGAGCAGGUGCCUGUCAGCUCAACAUGUUUUUUUUACUCUAGUUAAGUAAGAGUAUAUUGGAUAUUGGUUCAAACUAUAAUGUUUUUUUGUGAAUGAGGACUACUAGUAACUUAAGUUAGUUAUUCAAAACAUAUACGCAUGAAAGACCUUAAAGUUGCUAUAACUAAUCUGUCGCAAAGACAAUGGGGAAGCCGGUGCUGUUGGGAAAUCGUAUUCCCAAGAUAAAAGAUAUAAAAAAACUGAAAAAAAUAAAAUAAAAUAAUGAGUAUAAAAAUAUGAGUUUACUUAAUUUCUGUUGCAAAAAACAGCAACUAAUCUAAUGCACAAGCAGAAAAAACUAGUAUAAUUUUUAGGCAUUAUUUUAUCCAGACUCUAUACUUAUUGGAUCAUCUGUUAAGGUUGUACUCUUACAUUACUUCAAUAUCGGUGCACCUUGUGAAUACUGUAUGUUAUUAUAUAAACCUCACUAAGUUUCAGGUAAACAGUGUUGUACAAUGCAUUUUUGGGUAUUUUUUUUAACAGUUAAUCAGGUAUUUUUAUUGCUUUGGCUUUAACAAAAUCAUUGUUUUAUGAAAGUUUGGUCAUCCUACAAAGCAAAGAUUUGCUUCUCAUCUAGAUUAGGUAAGAAAAGUUCAAAUGGAACAAAGCACUUUAUCUAUUUAACAUCAGUAUUCUAGUUUUGCCCCGUACUUCUUUUUUUUUUCCCAAUUAGCCACCGAAUUCACAUUUUAGGAUGUUUAUCCAAAAAAUGAUACAUUAUUGUUUUGACAUGUCAGACAGUGAAAUAUAAGGUUUGUGUUAAGUUUUCAUAUGCAAUGUACUAUUUAUUUAUUCACACAUACACAGCAUACUCAGUGUCAGCUAGAGUUUAACUUUCAUUUAAAAGACUGAUUUUUUUUUUUUCUUUUUCUGACAUAAAUUAAAUUUGGAGAAAAAAUAAUUUCAUAGUUACAGAACAUAUAAUUAGAAAACGUCCCCAUGAUGCAGAUGAAUAAUUGUUGAUUUAUUUUAUUUUAGUUAUUAAAACAACUGUAAGUGUACAGUCGUUUCUCUUUCAGCCUCCCUGAUGGGAGAGAAAACCAGCCUGACAAAACCACAGUAUUGUGGUAGGCAGGCAGGCUGGGUUUUGAGAGCAUAUAAAAAGCCUUUUAAUUAUGUCUGUUUGGGUUAGACUUAAGGUUACGGUUAAGGUUAGGACUAUAGCAUGUGCUUUAUAAAAAAAACACCAUGGUAUUGUUGCUUAUGGAAGCACGGAAAGAGAAAGAAUCUGCACUUUCAUCUUUACGCAAACUGAAAGACAGAUUCUGAGUUUCUAAGAGGUUAAGUUGAGGGUGACAGUGAAUGAAAGAAAGACUUAGAAAGUGACAAAGAAUGGGAUUAAGUUUGGAGAAAGACUUAUGCAGAUAUACACUUUUUACUACCAGAGCUGCAUUUUUGUAGACCACAGGCAGGCAUUUUCAGCUCCCCAAAGAGAACAACAUGUUUGUCUGGGAGAAAAAAUAAACUCCUCAAUCCAUGUACCAACACAGUAAACAGGGGCCUUAUUUGUGCUAAACCCUUGGCCUGCUAAAACAUACUGUGUUUUUCUACAUCUCUGCUGAAUAACUUUUAAGCUCCCCAUCAAACAAUGAUGCAACUGCAUUUCUUUACAACAUGGAACUUGUGUUAAUCAUGUUGUUUUAGUCUAUUCACGUGUUUGAUGCGGUUGAAGAUGGUUUUCUGAUGGACAGUUUCAAAGACAUGUCAUAGAAAGGACGCGCCACUCAUAAAGACAACUGUAGACGUUAAUUCCUUUCACAGAUUGUCAUCCUCCUCACUGGACCCUCUUAACUUUGACUCCAUGAAUAAGGUUUAGAAAGAAUUGUAGCUUUUAUAAGCAUUAAAACCUGCAUUUCAAAUUCAGCCCCAUCACUAAAAAUGAUAAAAAAAAUGUUGAAAGUCUAACUGGAGUGUUUGCUGAUAUGCUUUUCUGUUGUUUUGUGCUUGUGUACAGUUGCUAUUGACAUAUUAUUAUGGUCUGUUCUAUGUGUUAUUUAAAAUUGUAUGCCAUUCCAUAUCUUAAGUUGGUUCAUAUUCACUACACUCAUCAUAUUACUGUAUGUGCACCCAUGCUGUAGUAUUGGGAUAUUGUUUUCCAUGGCCAGUCCUGCUUAUAUUUUGUCUUUAAAGCUGAGAGUGUGAGUGCUUAUCUACAAUCAUAUUCAUAGAAAGCUGUGCUCUCAGGGACUUUGACCUCAUCUACAGAGUAAAAAGAACAUUUCAUGUGAUGUGAUUUAAGUUACUUUUAGCUGUGAUGCAUACAUGACGACGCCAGAUGAACUGGGGCUGUUUGUUUGUUUUUUGACAGCACUCUUACAAAAGUAAUCUGUACCCACAUGUUUAUUUUGCUGUUAAAAAUGUAAGGUAUGAAGGUGAUAAGCUUAGUUGCAUUUUUCCUUGAGGAAUGUUGGGAUGACUGUGGAUAGACACUGGCUGGGUCAGACGCAAAUAUCAGUUAAAGAACAAAUCACAAUCCAUUCAUUCAUCAUUACUGUGAAUCAAUAAAACUUCAUCACAUACUAAGCUA